CUUUAUCAAAAGCCAGCGAAUACGGCACAAACCAGUUGCGCAUGCGUAUUACGAUUUGUGGGCAGUAACAAGGAAGUGCAGCCACGGUUUGACGGUAGCGUUUGAAAGUUCUGCUGCUCACCUUUUCGGACUCAAGCCUUGUGAUGGCAGUGGACUGGAUUGGAUUCAGCUAUGCUGCAGCCAUCAUCUUCGGAGGAUUUAUGGGAUACAAGAGAAAAGGCAGUGUGAUGUCCCUGAUGGCCGGUUUAGUUUUUGGUGGAUUUUCUGCUUAUGGCGCAUACAAUGUCUCUUAUGACUCAAAGGACAUCAAGGUCUCGUUGUUGGCCGCAGGAGUCCUCGCAGUCGUGAUGGGAAUGAGAUACAAGAAAUCUGGAAAAUUAAUGCCUGCUGGCAUUAUGUCUGGGCUAAGCUUGCUGAUGGUGUUUCGGCUGUUACUACUCAUCAUGGUGUAACUGGUGGAACAACACUGACCAGAUGGAGGGUUUUCUGUCUCUCACUGAAGAAGCCUUGUUUUAAAGGAACCAUCGUUCCCAGCUAUCAUACUAAAACUUGUGUGUUGUGUGGUAACUUAACUUUAAUGUUACUAGAUACCUUGCAAAAGGCACCAGUGGGUGUUAAACAGAUGUAAGAUUAAUUACUACUCCAGUGGUGGCAGCACACCAGAUUUUCUCAAGCUUUGCAGGUGCUGUUGUUUGUUUUGGCAGCGGUUCACAUCAUACAACAAAAGCUGUCAGUGUUAGCAGAAAUAAUCAUGUCAAAAAAAAAAAAAGGGAACAAGUUUAAAGAAUAACAUUUAUAUUCCUGACUGCCCACAUGCUAUGUCUUUUAUGAUUAAAGUUAAUAUGUUUGUGAUUUUUUUCUUAUCAAAACUGAAUAAAUGAAUGCGAUUCUUAAA
Messenger RNA from Scatophagus argus, 895 nucleotides. RefSeq names its product transmembrane protein 14A (gene tmem14a). NCBI's taxonomy places the organism in Eukaryota, Metazoa, Chordata, Actinopteri, Scatophagidae. Gene Ontology annotation, cellular component: mitochondrial membrane. The transcript has 5 exons. The record is from RefSeq and is a predicted model, not a curated record. Bases 144 to 452 code for a protein of 102 amino acids. Gene Ontology annotation, biological process: regulation of heme biosynthetic process.